CAGUUGCUUGCUGCGUCGUUGAUGGUUGUUCGUUCGACGGAAGACACAAUCCAUCGCAUUUUUGGUUUCGCAGAACAUUUUUAUUUGAUCCUGUUUUUGCUUGGUUUGACAGAAGCAAAUAAUAUAUAGUAAAGGCACCAUGAUGUUUCGUUCGUUCAGCAUCGUUGCCGCGGCGAUCCUCCUGAGUAAUAGCAUGGAGGAUGUGUCGGCGUUUACUCCCACUCGUGGUUCCCGUCUUUCGUCGUCGUCGUCAUUGUUCCUGGCCGACACCGCCGCCGCCGUUCUUGAAAAAGAAGUCGUUUCGCCAUUGGAAGAAGAAGAAGAAGAAACGACUACUACUGCCACGAAGAAAUCGGAGAAUCAAAUUACGCAUUUGCAAAAGAAACUGCGUUACUGGAAACAAGAACAAAAGAAGAAGGAGACCGAGUACAAGUCGUACCAGUUGCAAAAGACAGUGGAGCAUCACACGAAACCAAUUUAUCGACGAGAAGGCAAAAUCGAUCAUUACUCGAUGCGUCCCGUCUACGAUCAACAGACGGAGCGAAUUCAGACGGAAGUAUGGAGUAUCAAGGAACAGAUUAAAGUAACGCAAGCCAUGUUGCACGAAGAACGGCGUGUCGAAUCGGUCAAGAAAGAAGUCGACGACGAAAUUCAAAGUUUAAAGGCGCAGCAGGAAGAAUUGCGUCAACAAGCAGCGUUGCAAUUGCAGUCCAUGCAGGAAGAAUCCACGGCCCGCUUGACGGAAAAAGAACAACAAAUUGCCGCCGUCAAGAAAGAUAUUCAACAAUUGUCGCAAGUUCUGAACGAUAAUCGCAACGAAUUGCAAAACAAGGAAAUUUGCUUGGAUUCGCUCGAAAAGGAACUCCAUCAAAAGGAAGCCAUUCUGCAUCAUCUCAGUCGAGAACGAGCCAGUAUUCGAGCAUUGGUCAAACAGAGCUGGAGGGUACUCAAGAAUCGAUUCAAAAAACAUAUUUUGCACAAGGAAUUGGAAUUAGAGCAACAGGAGCAACCCGAGACGGAACAGGUCCUUGUGGCGGCCGGGGAAGCCAACAACUAACCGUGGGAUCACGCCGUGCAUGCGUGUUGUAGUCUCAUUAUUGUAUUGCCAACGUAACAAAAGAAAGAAAGAAAAAUAGUAGUGUGAAGUUGUUUCAUUUC
This is a messenger RNA of Seminavis robusta, 1158 nucleotides long. Lineage: Eukaryota; Bacillariophyta; Bacillariophyceae; Naviculales; Naviculaceae. The record is from the annotation of a GenBank genome assembly.